Molecule: messenger RNA, 1789 nt
Organism: Glycine soja
Lineage: Eukaryota; Viridiplantae; Streptophyta; Magnoliopsida; Fabales; Fabaceae
Product: kinesin-like protein KIN-UA
Exons: 11
Coding region: 67-1488 (473 amino acids)
Biological process (GO): nucleus-vacuole junction assembly
Molecular function (GO): protein binding; protein-membrane adaptor activity
Source: RefSeq, a predicted model, not a curated record
AUAUACAUUUUUCUAGAAAUGUACGUCAAUUUUAAAAAUGCUGAACGUUUGUGCCUCUUGUAGGCUAUGAAGGAGGAAAGCAUGGUAAAAGUAAAGGAGGAAAUUGAUUACAAAAGUUUAUGUAGAAGGCUAGACAGAGAAUUGGACAAACUCACUAUGGAAUAUGAAAGGCAGCAGAAGGUAUUUGAGGAUGAUAUUGAAAGAUUGACCACAGAAGCACAACAUUGCAUAUUAGAGGCCCAACAGAAUUAUUCGGAUUCGUUGGAGAAGGAAAGAUUGAAAUACCAGAAAGACUAUAAAGAAUCAAUUAAGAGGCUUGAAGAGAAGGUAAUGGAGAAUAAAAAAAAGUACGAGGAAUUUUGUAUGACAUCUACUGAAGAGGCCUUUGUUCCUGCUGAGGAAGUAGUCAUUUUGAAAAAAAUACUUCAGAGAGAGACCCUUUUGAGAAAUGCUGCCGAAGGGGAGAUAAAUCAUCUUAAAAAUCAAAUGGCAGAACUGAAAAUGUUGGAGGCAUCAAGAGAAUCAGAUAUCUUAAAACUUCGUAAGAUGUUGGAAGAUGAGGCACAUCAGAAAGAGAAAUUCAAAGGAGAAAUAGCAAGAUUGCAAAGUCAAUUGUUGCAAUUAGGUUUUGAAGUUGGCAAAACAAAGCAACAACAGCAAGCUUCAGGAAAUGGAGAGAAGGCCUCAGUUGCCAAGCUCUUUGAACAAGGGGGAUUGCAGAAGAUUUUGUCAUUGCUUGAAGCAGAAGCUACUGAUGCACGAAUUAAUGCUGUGAAAAUAGUAGCAAAUUUAUCUUCUGAAGAAACAAAUCAGAAGAAGAUUGUAGAAGCAGGCGGACUUACGUCCUUGCUUACACUGCUUAAGAACUCACAAGAUGAAACCACACAGAGAGUUGCAGCAAGCGCCAUAGCAAAUUUGGCAAUGAAUGAAACAAAUCAAGAUCUCAUUGUGGCUCAGGGAGGCAUUAAUAUACUGUCAAUGACAGCAGCCAAUGCCGAAGAUCCUCAGACCCUUCGAAUGGUUGCUGGAGCAAUUGCUAAUCUUUGUGGCAAUGAUAAACUGCAAAUAAAGCUAAGGGGAGAAGAUGGUAUCAAGGCACUGUUGGGAAUGGUCAGAUGCAGACAUCCUGAUGUACAUAUUCAGAUUGCCCGCGGAAUUGCCAACUUUGCGAAGUGCGAAUCAAAAGCAUCUACACAAGGGACACAGGUUGGAAGGUCAUUACUUAUUGAGGAUGGUGUGCUUCCAUGGAUAGUGCAAAACGCAAAUAAUGAAGUCUCGUUGGUUAGGCGUCAUAUUGAGCUUGCACUGUGUCAUUUAGCACAACAUGAAGCAAAUGCAAGAGACAUGAUUAGUGGAGGUGCAAUAUUAGAGUUGGUUCGUAUAUCGAGAGAUUGUUCACGAGAAGACAUAAGGAUUCUUGCACGUAGAACACUAAUCUCCAGCCCCGCAUUCCAAGCUGAAAUUAAGCGUUUGAAGAUAGAUUAUUGAAGAAAUUAAGUGCCGUAGAUAGUCAAGACAGUAUAUACUAUGCAUAAUAAUGUUCAGGAGUAUUUUGGAUGUACUGUAUUAGUCUUAAUUUUUAAAGUAACCAAAACAUUAAUGGCCAUAGUUUAAUCAUAUUACGUGGUUUGUCUUUGGUCUGCGCUUGUAGUGCACAGCUCUGUUAUGUAAAAUGAUUUUGUAUAUGAAAUAAGCAAGGGAGGUUCACUCCAAAACAAAAAAGAGCGUAAAAUUAGCAUCAGUUUUGAAUUUAUUUUUCCAUGAAAUAGAAACAGCUCAUUGCCAUUCA